Messenger RNA from Naegleria lovaniensis, 6246 nucleotides. RefSeq lists its product as uncharacterized. NCBI's taxonomy places the organism in Eukaryota, Heterolobosea, Eutetramitea, Acrasida, Naegleriidae. The transcript is spliced from 2 exons. Bases 1 to 6246 code for a protein of 2081 amino acids. The record is from RefSeq and is a predicted model, not a curated record. Gene Ontology annotation, molecular function: endopeptidase inhibitor activity.
AUGACCAUAGCCAGCAACGAAUCUAAUCAAGUCAAGGAAGCCAUCCGCAUCAUUGUUCGAGAACCUUUGCCAGAAGACAUUAGCGGUUCUCUCCUGUUGGCAGAACACAAGAAAGAGGAAAAGCCACAACAAAAACCGCAUGAAGUUACCGCACUUGCAGAACAAGAGACUCAAAACUUGUUGAAGAGAUUGCCAGAGAUUCAAACACAAGAUAUUACUCAAGAUGAGAAGGACUGUUUCGUUAGAGAACCAUCAUUGAAGGCACCUGUAACUGCUGAAACUGUUCUCCAAGCGUUUCCUCCCGCUGACGAUCGCCAUGCAAAGCCAGCAGAGCUCAUUGAAGAGGAGAAAAAACUGUUAGGAUCAGAACUUUCUAUUGUUCGUUACUUACCUGAAGGUAUCAUUGAGGACGCAUCUGUUCCUCGUGUCAGUAUCACAUUUUCACAGCCCAUGAUUGCAGUUUCCACUGUGGAUCAAAUCGAACGCCUUGAGAAUGUUCCUGUGAGUAUUGAACCGCUUCCAAAGAAGGGAGGAAAAUUCAAGUGGUUAGGAACAAAGACACUUGUGUAUGAACCAGAGUACCGUUUUGACAUGUCCACGAAAUACACCGUUACCAUUAAGGCUGGAACUACCUCUGCCAUUGGAGGAGUGCUGAAGAAUGACGUUAGUUUUUCCUUCGAAACUCCUCGACUCAACCUCCAGAAUCAAUUGCCAAAGUAUCAUCAUUCAUUUCCAAUGGAUGAAUUCCCAAUCUAUUAUUUGGAAUUUGACCAAGAAAUUGAUCCUUCCACUGUUUUGAGUUAUGUGGAAUUGGAUUCCAAUGCUGAAAAUGCUCACCUGAAACUUAUUCACGAUGGAAGAACUGAAACAAUUGCUGUCAAAGAAUAUGUAUCAAAUCUUUUGAAGGAACAUAACUUGGAGAAGAAGGCACCUGAAAUAUACCAUUCUUACAUCAGAAAACUCGAAAACGCACCAAAAGGAAGACAUUUAUGGUUUACUGCUAAAUGUCAGAAUAGUCGCCAACUUGAAAACCUCACAUUUUCCAUCAAACAAGGAUUGAAAGGUUUAGAAGGUCCAUUACCAACAGAAAAGCCAUUCAUCUUUAAGGUUAAGAAUUAUCCUCCUUUCAAAAUUACCAACUUGUCUCAGGAUCACAAAACACUUCCCCUGCAACCAUUGCAAAUUAAUUUCUCUAACACUAUUGACUUGGAAAAGUUUGAUGAGACAACUGUGACUGUAGAACCAGCCAUUGUAGGAAUGAAUCUCAUUCCCAAUGGAUCCUCUCUCACCAUUGGUGGAAAAACUAAGGGAAGAACAACCUAUAAGGUGACUUUGAAUGAAAACACCUUACAGGAUGUAUGGGGACAAAAAUUGACGGGACCGAAUACCUUUUCUACUCAAGUUGGAAGUGCAUCUCAAUCACUACAAGCUCUUCAGAAAGGCGUUAUUGUGUUGGAUCCAACCAUUAACACAAAACCAAGCUUCUCUGUGGUCACCAUGAAUUUAAAGGCCAUUCAUUGUCGAGUAUUCCAAGUGGAACCCGAGGAAUACAAGGAUACUACACUACAUUUGAAUGUCCACACCGAAAAUGAAUUUCAAUAUCCUGGAAAACAAGUAUUUGAUGCCACUAUUAACACCAAUGGACAAGAGGAUGAACCAUGUGAUACCGAUAUUGAUCUCUCAUUGUUUUUGCAAUAUCCAAAAGAAAAUUUGGGUCAUUUGUUUGUUGUCGUAGAACCAGAUGAACAAAGCUGGAAAUCAGAUUGGAAAUAUAGACCUAUUUAUUCGGCAUGGAUUCAAGCGACCAAGAUUGGUUUGGAUGCCAUUUAUGACAGUUCUGAUUCUACCUUUUAUUUCUGGGCAAAUUCAUUGGUUGAUGGUAGCAUUAUUAAGGAAAACAUUUCUGUGAAAUGUGGAGACGUUUCUGCCACACCCGAUUCCGUUACAGGCAUUGGUACAAUGAAGAAGGAACCUACAAGCACAUACGUGACCGUUAUUGCCUCCCAAGGAAAUGACAAGUGUUUCAUUCCAAACAUUUACAUUAAUCAUUAUCGUUCAUCCGAUAUUGCUUAUCAAAUAUUUAAUGAUCGGGGAUUGUACAAGCCAGGUGAAACUGUGUCCCUUAAAGGAAUUGUCAGAAGAGCUGAGAGAAAUGAAUCAAAGAAGAUUUUCAACUUGACCAUUCCAAAACCAAAGGAACCCAUUGAAUUUACUGUUGUUGAUUCUCGUUCAAGCAAGUAUCACUCUGGAACUGUUUCUCUCUCAGAAAAUGGUACUUUUGAUUUGACAUUCCAAGUUCCUGAUAAUGUCAAUUUAGGAGAACAUAAUAUUUGUUUUACUGGUUUUACUCACAUGUAUCAUUACUUCAAGGUACAAGAAUUCAGAACACCCGAGUUUACUUCUCAAUGCAAUGUCGUUGCAGGAAAUUAUGUGGUCAAUGGUUCAGCAGCUCUCUGUACAACACGAGCUGAAUACUACAGUGGAGGCGCCAUUUCAGGUGGAAAAUGUUCGUACACUAUUUCACAAUCGCACACCAGUUAUAGUCCACCCAAUCGUAGAGAAUAUUCCUUUGGAGAAGAAGAAUCCUCAGUUUAUAGUCACUUUUUCAGAAGAGGAAACAAAUACUUGUAUCAUCGCUUCUUGCCAUCCACAGAAACCUUUGAGGGAACGACGGAUAUGAAUGGUGAGCAUCAAAUUGCACUAAAAUUCGAGGAAACUGAGAGAGCUCAAAAAGUACCUGUUUCAGUCUCCAUUGAAUCCACCGUUCAAGAUAUUAACCGACAAACCAUUUCGGCAUCCACCUCUCUGUUAGUCCAUCCUUGCAAGUACUAUUGUGGUAUCAAGUUUUCCAAACAGUUCACUAAAGCCAAUUCACCCGUAAAUGUUUCUCUCAUCACUACUACGAUUGAUGGAGAAUUGGUUCCUAAUUUUGAGAUGGAACUUGUAGUGACAACAUUUGUCGAUGUGAAAAAGGGAUACAAGUACGAACAAGAAAAAGUAGAGGUCAUGAAGAACGUGGUCAAAUCAAGUGGAGAAGGUCCUGUUGAAUUUCCUGCAGUUUUUGAAACAGGUGGUUCCUAUGAGUUCCAUGUGACCAUUCGUGACAAGGAAAGUGGCUUGACCAAUUUUUGUUCUAAAUCACUUUUUGUCACAGGAGGAAAGAAUACACAAGAAGAACGAGUUGGAACACGAUUAAGACAAAAACAAUUACUCCUCGUCCCAGAUAAGAAAGAAUACAGCGUUGGAGAUGUUGCAACUAUUCUCAUUCAAUCUCAAAUCGAUGGACAUUUAUACGGAGUGUUGAAUACAGAAUUGGAUGGAAUUGUUGGAAAUCCAAUUCCAAUUGAAAUUGAUCCUUCAGUUGGUUUUGCUGAAUAUUCCUUUACUGUAACGAAGGACCACAUUCCACAAAUGUCUGUCAGUGUUGAGAUGAAUGGAUCUGAAUCAAAAUUGGAUGCUUUCGGUAACACACUGGAAAAUGAGCCCAAGAAACCAGCAUUCGCCACCGGAUCUUGUACGAUUUAUGUUUCCAAAUUAAGUCAUGCAUUGACCGUGGAGGCCGUUCCUGAAAAGACAUUCCUCACACCUGGUUCUGCAACUUCAAUACAUAUUAAGGUACAAGAUGCUCUCACACAACAACCCAUGCCAAAUAGUGAAGUAUGUGUUAUUGCUGUCGAUGAGGCAGUAUUGGCAUUAAGCAAUCACGCUAUUUGCAAUCCUUUAGAUGUUUUUAUUAUUCAACGAUCUCACUCUUACAGAUCUCGAUAUUCUAUCAGGAAUCAUGUGUUUGUCAAGAGUUUGGACGGCAUUGUAUUUAGUGAUGAGGAUGUUCAUUUGGAGAGGCGAUCUUUCUUUGGUGCCCGUGGUGGUCGUUUAGUUAGUGCCAAAUCUGCUACGUUUGCAGGAUCAAUUACAACCACUGCUGCCACAUUCUCAUUGGCCUCCAGUACAGUACAACAAAGCUCUUUCGAAGGAAUGAGCUACGACGUGGUUUCUUCUGAACCUAUUUCUAUUCGAAGUAACUUUAAUCCUCUCGCAGUUUUUAGUCCACGAGUGAUCACCAAUGAGAAUGGAGAAGCCACUGUGAAGUUAACAUUGCCUGACAAUUUAACAAAAUACAGAAUUACUGCAGUUGCCUUGAAUGGUGAAAGUCACUUUGGUAUGACUGAAUCGAACAUGGUGGCACAGUUGCCUUUAAAUAUUAGACCCUCUCUUCCAAGAUUUUUGAAUUUUGGUGACAAGGCAGAAUUUUCUUGUGUGUUGCAAAAUCAAACUCCAAUUGAUUUGGAAGUUCAUAUUGCCACUCGAUUUACUAAUUUGGGAUUGUUAGAUGAAUCCAAGAGAGGUCUCAAAGUGAAAAUUCCUGCUCUUCAACGAUGUGAACUUUCGUUCCCCAUGACCACUCAACGCGUUGGUAUUGCUAAAUUCCAAAUUGCUGUCUCCAUUGCUAAUCACGAAAUUAAAUUCGCAGAUGCUGUCGAAAAAGAAAUUCGAGUUUUCACUCCAUCCACUACUGAAGGAUUUGCCACUUAUGGAGAAAUUGAUUCAACCAAUACCAGCAACAGUGGAGCUGUUGUACAACCUAUUCGCGCUCCUGAACGAAGUGUUGAUUUACAAUUUGGUGGACUACGCAUUUCAACCAGUUCUACUGCUCUUUCCACUCUCACAGAUGCCUUCUUGUACUUGUACACUUAUCCAUUUGACUGUUGUGAACAAGUUUCAAGUAAGAUUUUAACGAUUGUUGCCUUGAAAGACGUUCUUAAAGCAUUCAAUGUACCAGAGUUACCAACAGAUUUUGAAAUUACCAAGACUUUAGAAGAUAGUAUUAAGGUGUUGGAGAGUAGACAACAUUCCUCUGGUGGUUAUUCGUUCUGGGCCAAUUACAGUUACGCAGAAGUGUCUCCAUAUAUCACUUGUCAUGUCGCUCAUGCCUUUGCUAGAGCAAAGAUUGCUGGAUAUCAAGUGAGUGAAACUACCAUCUCCAAGUUAUUGGAAGUUCUAAAAACCAUUGAAAAUUAUUGUAGACAUUACUCAGACGAGUCUUUACAUUCUAUUAAGGCAUAUGCCUACUAUUGUUCAGCUCUCUUGGGAGAUUACAGUGUGAAACAAUUGACAGAAAAUUUGUACACUCAAGUGAAAAAAUCGAAUUUGGAAAGUUUGGCAUGGGUUGUGAUUACAUUGUAUUUGUGUAAUUCCAAAACAAUUACGUCAACAAUAUCAGAAAUUAUUCAUGACAUGUGUCAGAAAGUGAAUGAGACAGCACAAACAGCACAUUUCGUUACAAGUUAUGGAGAUGUUCAAAGCUCUCGUCUCAUCAUGCUUCAUUCCGACCGAAGAACCGAUGGUAUUUGUUUAGAAGCGCUCUUGACCAUUACUCCUGAAAACUCACUCAUUCCUAAACUCGUGAAAGGAUUAUUAGCACACAAAAAGAAAGGAAGAUGGUCCAAUACUCAAGAAAAUGCUUUCAUUUUGUUGGCACUCAACACCUACUUCAGAACCUUUGAAGGAGUGACUCCAAAUUUCUGUUGUCGAAUGUGGUUAGGUGAGGAGUAUUGUGGUGAGCAACAAUUUUUGGGUCGUUCUCGUGAUGAAAAAUUAGUGAACAUUCCAAUGAAGUAUUUGGUAGAAGAUCAAAACAAUAAUGAGGAACAAGUUACAAAUACUACCAAGACUUUGGUCAUUUCCAAAGAAGGAGUAGGACGACUCUAUUAUAGAGUUGGCUUGGAUUACACACCAAAGAAUUUAAUUCUCGAACCAAUCGAUUAUGGAUUCCAAGUCAAUAGAAUUUACGAAGCAGUUACUCCAAACGCGCAAGAUCAUGUCCAAUUUGAUGCCACCAAAAAUGUUUGGAAAUUUAAGGCAGGAGAAUUAAUUCGAGUGAAAGUUUCUGUGACCAACACAAGUCGCAGGUAUCAUGUUGCAUUGGUAGACAUGUUACCUGCUGGAUUGGAACCCAUAAAUCCAGAACUGAAGGGUGCUCAAGCCAGUGCUGUAUUGAGCGCAGGAGAUGCAAACAAAAACACUUACUGUUGGUGGACUCGUCCUUGGUAUGAACAUUGCAAUAUUCGAGAUGAACGUGUGGAGACGUUUGCGUCAUUGUUGAGCGAAGGUAUUCAUGAAUUUAAUUAUGUGGCAAGAGCAACCAGUGUUGGAAGCUUUGUUAUCCCACCAGCUAAGGUAGAGGAAAUGUAUUGUCCUGAACUGUUUGGACGAUCUGGUACUUUAUUUGCAGAAGUGUUCGAAUAA